UUUUGUAACCCCAACCAUAUUGCAGCACCUAGUUAGCUACCCGCGGAAGUUAUUCGUGUGUGGAGUAAGAACGGGAUGUUUGAAAUAGUAUUAAACACGUUGACAUUUUACUGUGCUUUUAUGACGGUUUGAUCAUCUGUUGCAGAAACAGGGGAACGAUAAUCUGUUGGAGCAAAAUGUUGGAGUGUGGCAUGCUGGAGCGGGACAAACGGGCUCUUCGGAGAGGCUCCAAUAUUCUCAUCAAACAGCUAGUGGUGGAUGAGCUGCUUAUACAGUCCUUACAGGCAGACGACAUCCUAACCGAAAGCAUGGCGGAGACGAUCAUGGCUGAGCAAACGUCUCAGAAACGAAGCUGGCGCUUAAUACUACUGUUGCCAAAACGGGGACCCCGAGCCUUUAGUAGCUUCUGCUCAGCUCUGCGUGAAACUGAGCAGCAGCACCUUCAUGACCUGCUGACACAAUCCCCAGAAAAAGAUGGCAAAGAUACACCUGUAGAGAUUAUUCAGCCUGAGGAAGAGCCCGAGGGAAAUACAGGCCGACUUGGAAUGCCGACAGCAGAAAAGAAGAGAGAGACAUCCCCAGUAGACAGAGAAGAAGAGAGUGAGGUGAGCAGCACCUCGUCAUGUCCAGUCCAAACCUCAGAUAGCUGCCUGCCCUCAGAGUCACCAUUCAGAGGAUUAAUCCCAGUCAGGGAGGAAGACAGGAUGACAGAGAGACAGCGCACAAUGAAAAGAGGAAGAGAAAAGCAGACAGAUAGGUGUGUGGACUCUUCUCUUCCAUUUCCCACCCAAGAAGAAAUUGCUGCCAAGAGAGGAAGGACACAUGCAGAGGCCAUGGAGUUUAGUCUGGAUGCAGAUAGUCCCAUCAACACUCCUGUGCUCCCGUGCACUCCCGACUUUUACCUCUCUCACUGCCAUCAGUCUUACAAAAUGAAUUCAUCCCCUCGCGGUCUUGCUUUGGUGAUCAGUAACGUGACCUUUGAUCCUUGUGCGGCGCCGGACCUCGACCCUAGAAAGGGAGGUGAGGUGGACGACGAGGUCCUCAGGAAGGUCUUCACAGAGCUGGACUACCUAGUUACAGUCCACAGAGACCUCACUGCUCAGGACAUGAGGUCGUGCAUUGAGAACUUUUGCAGUCAACCAGACCACCGGACUGUGGACAGCUGUGUGGUGUGUCUGCUCUCCCACGGAGUGGAUGGAGCCAUAUAUGGUACAGAUGGACAGCUCCUGCAGCUGGACUGGGUGUUUAAGUCCUUUGACAAUGCACACUGUCCCCUGCUACAGAACAAGCCAAAAGUCUUUUUCAUCCAGGCCUGCAGAGGAGAGGAGAUGGACUGUGGGGUCGAGCAGAUAGAUGGGCCAGUGAGGACCUGCUCCCCAUGCUGUGAACAGCUGGAUGCUGGAAGGGAAGGACAGGGGGAUGCACAGUGUAGACAGAGAGGGGACAUUGGGAGGCCCAGAAUUAAACUGCCCCAGCGGUCUGACAUGAUCUGUGGCUUUGCAUCGCUCAAAGGUCAGAGAAUUUGCACAGCAGCCAUGCGGAACACCAAGAGAGGAUCCUGGUUUAUCCAGGAACUUAACACAACACUGCGCCUCCAAGCCAGAGACACGCACCUUUCAGACAUCAUGGUGCAGGUCAACAGGCGUAUUAAGGAGCGGGAGGGAUAUGCUCCUGGCACCGCCCACCAUCGCUGCAAAGAGAUGUCAGAGUUCACCAGCUCAUUGUGCAAAGACCUCUACCUUUUCCCCAAGUACCAGCCCCAGUAUUGACUAAUACACACAUACACACACACACACACACUCACUCACACAGAGAGCAUUCCUUGCAUUGAAGCCUCUCAAUAAGGGCACACAAAUGUUCAUUCCACUCCAAUUACUGCCACACACUCACACAUUCCUCAGUUACAACUUCACUUCCAAACAGGAUUGAUUCAUUCAUAUUUUCUGUGUAAAUACUGCCUCCUCAGACAUGCACAAACACACACUUGUGCAUACACUCACAACAAUCUUGGAAAUAAAAAAGGAGCCAGCUUAUGUUAAUCUACAUGUACUCAGAAAUAGGCAACGCAUUAGCACACAAGUUACUCGGGUGUCUGUGUCAAUGCUAGUUUGAGGGUUUUGUGAUGAUUCUUUUUAGACGAAGACAGAAUCGUAUUUUAUUGUUUUCCUACUGCACAGCUACAGUACUUUGAGGUUUCACUCUCUCUUUUUAAGACGUAUUUUGUACACAGAUCUAUUUUUGUGGCUUUAUUUUGUAAAAAAAUGUUUUUAUAAGGGUUUUAAGCCCAUUGUCUUUAAUUGUAUGUUAGUAUGUACAUUUGUUAUAAUUUGUGACCAUUUCUUGUUUUUAGUGUAGUGCCAGGCAGAGGGCAGCACAGCAAAGACAAAUGCAUUUUAUCAUCUCCCUUUAUAAUAUUUCAUUAAUAAUCAUAUUUCCACUUCAACUUGAUCUUCAUUGUUAGGAUGCAGACAGCUUUUAUUUUAGGUAUAGUCAAUGCCUACUGUGAUGAUUUAACAUUAUUUUUCUCUGCAACAGGUAUUUUUUAAGGACAAAAACCUACAGGGCAGCUUCACAAUACCUUGAAUUGUUUCAGUCAUUUAUUUGCUUUUGUUUGUGGAUGUUCAGUUAGGAAAUGUUGCAUUUAAACCUUAAACUGCGUAAAGAGGGCAUCCACUGUAAAUUUCACUUCAUAUCAGCUGUGUUACUGUAGAUCAAACCCUGGGUGGUGGGCUGCCUGGGGAAUGUGGUGCUACUUCUGGGGUCAUACACCUACAGUGUAAACUCUGACCUUUACGCUGACUCCUAAUAGUGUUUUCCCCAAUGUAAGAGCUGCACAUUUAGUCCCUGUAGUUUUUGUGGUAUUUUACUGUAUCUGAUACAGUACAAAU
Molecule: messenger RNA, 2888 nt
Organism: Etheostoma cragini (Arkansas darter)
Lineage: Eukaryota; Metazoa; Chordata; Actinopteri; Perciformes; Percidae
Gene: casp2
Product: caspase 2, apoptosis-related cysteine peptidase
Exons: 13
Coding region: 177-1769 (530 amino acids)
Biological process (GO): regulation of apoptotic process; proteolysis
Molecular function (GO): cysteine-type endopeptidase activity
Source: RefSeq, a predicted model, not a curated record